CACUAUUGCAAAUAACAUUAUUCAGUAUAUACACGCACCUGCGCGCGAGAGGUUAACAAAUGAGCCAAACAAGAAGAGGAAAUUAGGGUUGAAAUUGGCGAGGAACAAUGCUUUCAAGUCCAAAGUUUGUUUUGUAUGAAUUUACAAUUGCAUGGCUCUGCUGAUUGGAAUACGUUUCCAUUGGUCGCCCAUGCAGUUACCUUUUUCUCUUGGAUUAUGAUGGAAGCUUCAGGCGAUAAAAACUCAUCCGCAGAACAAGAUAAAACUGGACCAGAUUAUUUUGGUUACUAUACACGCGAAGUUGGAUACCUACUUUCACAAGCAGAAGGGUACUUUCCAUGUCCAUCUCAGACUUUUGACUUGGCUAAAAGAAAUCAUGGACUCAUCAGUGGGACAGAUACUUCUAAAUAUAUUAACACAGGGAAAGAGGAAAGUAGUUCUGGGAAUGGCGCCUUGUUUUGUAAUGCUCUAGGAGCAGGCAUUUCCGACUUUAAGAAGGAAAGGUUAAAUGCUUUGCUUCGGCAGAGUGUGCCACUUCUUACAGAGGAAGUUAAAGAGAUGGAAGACCCAGUCAUUGCUUUGCAUCGAAUACAAAGAUAUAAAGAGAAACUAUCAACCUCUCCUGCUGAAAAUGGUGACGACAAUGGCGAAAAUCCAUGUAAAAAGCCUAAGCUGUGUUCUUCAUCAUCUUCUAUCCGUUCCACUAGUCCUACUAGUUCCAGUCAUAACGUAGAGGUGAGUGAUGAUUUGCAGCUGCUUCUUAGAACUGAAAGUGUUAAGGUUGAGGAAACAAUGAAGGAAAUGUCAGAUGAACUGUCUGAAAUGCUAGAAUGCAAGAAGAAAAAGCUUGAACAACUUCUGGACAUAGUUAUGUCUCAUUUCAGGCCGAUGACUCUGGUUGAGAAGCAACAGCUUCGUAAGCUGAUAUGGAAACUUCCUCCCAAUAAUCUCAACCGUGUUGUGGAACUCAUUCAGCGUAGUCAGCCUUCUAUAAACAAUUCAUCUGAUGAGGUUUUCGUUGAUAUAGAAAAUUUGGAUAACAAAACACUAUGGAGACUAUAUUACUAUGUUCAUACUUUUGAAAAUGCUAGGAAAGCCUGUCUAUUUUAAUUUUGCCUUAACAGGACAGAAUUGUAUUACUUCAAUGUCAAAAGAGUAUUCUUAGUAUUCUCAUUUGUAGCCAGAAAUGUAGAUUCAGUUGUGCUGCUACUGCUCUUCAUUAGUUUUGCGCACUUAACUUUCUGUUCUGAAGAGUGAGAUUUGCAGACCAAAUUUGGCAGAAGACAGAACAGAGUAAACAGACCCUAACGGCAACAGAAUUAUCGAUUUAACCUUUUGUUCUUUGACCA
Daucus carota subsp. sativus is the source of this 1349-nucleotide messenger RNA. RefSeq lists its product as uncharacterized. The record is from RefSeq and is a predicted model, not a curated record. Bases 136 to 1110 code for a protein of 324 amino acids. The transcript is spliced from 7 exons. Lineage: Eukaryota; Viridiplantae; Streptophyta; Magnoliopsida; Apiales; Apiaceae.